AUGUUUUUUCCUUUCCUAGACUGUAUCCUUUUACACAAGGUCGCAUUGUGUGAUUGCCAGUACAGUUGCUUCAAGAUUGAAACAGUCUCGUCCAUCCUGUUUGAUAAAAUGUCGGCACCAGCAUCCAUUCCCUGUGGUUCCAAGAGUGUGCGAGGCAACGACAACGGUGUCGACAGGCUCAGCAGCCUGUCCGACGAUCUGCUCCACCACGUGAUGUCCUUCCUGCCGACGCCGGAGGUCGUGCGCACAAGUCUUCUCUCACCAAGGUGGCGCAAUCUCUGGAGCUCUGUUCCAUUUAUCCACAUCAACAACAAAGACUUCGUGGUUAAAAAUGAUGUGGGCAUUGCUUGCUUUGAUAACCACAAGCUGGAGAACUUCGUGGACCACUUGCUGCUCUUGCGUGACGGCACUGUUUCCUUGGAUGAGGUCCGGGUCGUCAUCACGACUCGCAGUAGUAAGAAGAGUUCUGUGUGGAUUCGUCAUGCCAUCAAGCACAAAGUUCGUCUCCUUCAUAUUUCUGGAUUUCACCACCAUCUGAUUUUGGAUAGCACAGCAAUGUUUCCUUCUCUGUACCUCAAAAGAAUCAGGCUCUGGUAUGUCCGUUUGAACGAUUGGUUCGAUAAGCCGCUGAAUUAUGACUGGCCUGUGCUCGAACAUCUAGAGUUGGAGUGUUGCAUUCUCGAUACAAGGAGGAUCUCAUCGAGCUCACUCAAGGUUCUACAUAUCAUCGACUGCAUCAUUGGCAAUGAUCUCCUGAUUGGUGCUAGGAAGCUUACCCAUCUCUCUGUCAUUGACCCAGAAUGUCGUCGUGGUGCUAUAGUUACCUGGGAUCUGUCUUCUCUAGUGUCAGCUUCGCUUAGUCUAGGGUCUGAGUUUCAUUAUGAUGAUAACACAGAAGUAGAUCAUCAUCUACUUGAUGGCCUUUCACAUGCCACAACAUUGGAGUUGCAUGCACCGUUACCUGAGCUCACAUUCGAGAGGGGUUUGCAAGCAUGCCCGAUGUUCAGCAAUCUGACGAGCUUGGUGCUGGGUGAUUGGUGCAUGGCUGCUGACUUCUACCCACUGUUCCGUAUUGUCCAUCGCUCGCCCAUGCUGAAAGAGCUAACUGUUAAGCUCAAGAUGGAGCACUGUGAAACACGCAAGGAGGUUGAAUCUGCUUCAUUACCAUCAAGGCGAGCACCGGCAAUCAGGGGCUAUCCUCGUAUCGAGAGAAUCAAGAUAUGCUGCAGCAAAGAUGAUCCUAGGAUCGGUACGUUGGUGCAGGCGCUGCUACCGAUCUUCAUCCCAGACGGGAAAAUCAAUAUCGAGGGUUACUAA
This is a messenger RNA of Triticum turgidum subsp. durum (durum wheat), 1317 nucleotides long. NCBI's taxonomy places the organism in Eukaryota, Viridiplantae, Streptophyta, Magnoliopsida, Poales, Poaceae. The record is from the annotation of a GenBank genome assembly.